AUGAUUUGGCUCACCAAGUUAACAAAGGGAAAGGGUUGGAAAGCUGAAAUUUUGAGGAUGUUAGCCGCUGAAACUAUAUACAACAUCUGGGGAUAUAGGAAUGACAAAACUUUUGGCAACACUGUAGAUAAUACAACCACGGUAUCUAACAUCAUUGACUGUGUGAUCUAUCGUGGGUGGAACAACACUAGGAUUAGGAAACAUCUUGUUAAUUUUAUGAUGUAA
This is a messenger RNA of Lathyrus sativus (Indian pea), 225 nucleotides long. The record is from the annotation of a GenBank genome assembly. Lineage: Eukaryota; Viridiplantae; Streptophyta; Magnoliopsida; Fabales; Fabaceae.